Molecule: messenger RNA, 1080 nt
Organism: Drepanopeziza brunnea f. sp. 'multigermtubi' MB_m1
Lineage: Eukaryota; Fungi; Ascomycota; Leotiomycetes; Helotiales; Drepanopezizaceae
Source: RefSeq, a predicted model, not a curated record
AUGCCUUUUAAAAUCAACAUCGGUCUUAAGAUUUCCACCACCCUUCUUCUUCUUACUCUUUCUGCUCUUCUACCAGGCCUUGCGCCAAUUAUAGUCGACCUUGCUAUCCUUUACGCUUUUAUGAUUACUCGCAUGCUAUUAUUAAGUGCUUCAAAAGCUCCUUGCUUUAAUAAUGCCAAUAUCACCGACUUCAUCGAGAACAAGACCGAACAAAGCCGCUUGUUCCUUCUCGGAUUGCCCGUCGGAAUCCGAAACAAAACGAUUAAACAUUAUAAAGUCGACGAGCUCGACUUAAACUCUUAUGCCGCUUUCGACGACUUCGUCGCAUUCGCUUUUAAAACCGACCAAAGUGUUAAGACUAUCGAAGCUAUGAAUCGAGAGAAGUCUCUUUUAGCUAACUUCACUAAGGAUAUUCGGACCUUGGUUAAAAAACACACCGAGCUAGCUAGCGUUCUUAAGUCUGCUAAGAAAGCCUUAGUAAUAGUGCCGUUCACUCGUAAACUACGGUUCACGAGUGAAAAAGAAAGAAUUGAUAAAUCGCUAACUCAACUUCUCGACGCCUUAUCCAAUCUUAGCCUUAAGUUCGAUUCGAAGACUACGACGAAGCCUUUAUUAAGUAUACCGCUUAAGAUGCCCGAAGUAAAGUCAGCCUCGAAAGUGAAGUUCAAAUUGCUACUAUCGGCUACGAACCACAAGAACGAAAAAAAGAAAAAGGUAAAGGAUACAAGAGCUAGAUGCAAGAUUGUGGCUUCUACGAGAACUCCGAGGACACAACUCAAGCUCCUUAUCAAUACCGAGAUGAAUUUGGGGGGUCCUUUGACAGUUGGCAUGCUAAGCGAGCUAGCUAAGGUCGAUAUGGAUAUACCGACACCGGCAACUCUCUCUUUGGCAAGCAGUGCUUUGCCAACUACUAUAUCGACCGAAAAAAAGAAGGAAGAAGAUGUUACCCGUCAGAGUGAACUCGUUCUCACUUACGUGAGCUUCAUUGCUAAGGAUAGCUACGAAACCGAUCUAAGAGCUAAGGUCAGCGUUAUUAGCAAAUGCUUCAUCUACGAACACGAAGAGCUUCGCCGUCUUUAA